Plasmodium vinckei vinckei is the source of this 2169-nucleotide messenger RNA. RefSeq names its product calcium-binding protein, putative. Gene Ontology annotation, molecular function: calcium ion binding. The transcript has a single exon. Bases 1 to 2169 code for a protein of 722 amino acids. The record is from RefSeq and is a predicted model, not a curated record. NCBI's taxonomy places the organism in Eukaryota, Apicomplexa, Aconoidasida, Haemosporida, Plasmodiidae.
AUGGCAACACGAAGAAAAGAAAGAUGUCACAUAACUGGAAAUUCGAAUAAAAAUAAUUCGCAUUUCACUUUUUCAGACACACAAAAUGAUGAUAUUUUAUUUGAAACUAAUAAUGGUAGCAAUGGCAAUGAUAAUAGUAUUGACAAAAGUAAUAGUGAUAAUUUGAGAGAAAAUAUCCUUAAAAACAAUAAGCACUAUUUUAAUGAAGAAACAAUAAAAUCUUAUAAUGAUAUAAAUGUGAAUGAUAAUAAUUUUUUAAAUACAUGGAUAGAUACUAAAAACAAAUCAAAUAUAAAUAUAUUCGAAAUUAACAAACAUAUGAAAGAAAAGGAAAUCGAAUUUGUUAAACUUAAUAAAAUAAUAAAUGAAAAAAAUAAUAUAAAUUUUAAAAAUAUACCUUGCAAAUUUAAAAAAAAUGAAGGAAAAAAAAGUAAAGCAAGUAUUGAUAGAUCUACUGCAGAAACGAAUAAUAUAAAAAGCGAAAAAAAAGAUAAAGAAAUUCAAGUAGAUGAAUUAUGGAAUUAUUUAAGUUAUGUUCAUAAUUCGGAUGACAGUAGAUUGAAAUACAAAAUUAAUGAUAUAAUAUAUAAACGGACUCAAGAUGAAAAAGCUGAUGAAAAUUUUAGUCAAUCUGAAAAAAUGAAUGAAAUCGAAUUGCACCACAAAGACAACACAGAUAAGAGAUCCCAAAGUAUCAAUUAUGAUGAAUACAAAAAUAUAAUAAAAUAUAUAUUGCCUUCAAUGCCAGACAAAAAAAUAGAUUAUUCUUGGAAUUGUUUGAAGACGAACUUAAAAUGUGAAAGUGAUAAAGUGGAUUAUAAACAAUUUGUUAAUUUUAUAAAUGAGAAAUCGGAGAAUUAUAAAAAUAUAUAUAUAAAUAAAAUAGUAGCCAGCCAAAUGAAAAAUAAAGUAAUAAAGUAUAAUUUCAAUCCUUCAGAUGUUAAGUUAAAAACAAUUAAUUAUAUUGACAAUAUUCGAUUAAAAGCUUCAGAAUUUUCAAAAGCAUUUAAUGAGUUGAUAUCAGAAAAAGAGCUAUAUGAUUUGUUUAAAGGAAAAGAAAAAAUAAAAAUUAGUGAGUUAGAAAAAAUUAUAUCAGAUAUAACUAAUGAAAGAACAAAACAUACAGUAGAAGGAGAAGAUAUAAAAAAUACGAAAGAAACAAAUAAAAAGCAAGGGGGUGAUCCUGAAGACGGAAAAGAAGUUCGAAAAAGGGAUAUAUUAACAGAUUUUAAUAUGAAAGCAUAUAUAUCUACACUAUUAACAAAUAAAAAUAAUGAAGUUUUUGUUAAAAAUUUUAUAGAUAAUUUAAAUACAAAUUAUGAAGCAUUAAAUUUACAAAAUCAUUUUAUAAAAGAUGCAUAUGAUUUUUAUUCUAGAAACAUCCCCCCUACUGAAAAAAUGGAUAACUCAUAUAAUAUGGAAUUAAAUAAGGAAGAAGUAAAAAGAGCUAAAUUUUUAAUCGAAGAAAUCGAUUACUCAGUGCGCAAUAAUUUUCGACCUAAAUAUUUAAGUGAAAAAAAUAAUAACAUCAAAAAAAAUCCCCAAAACCCAUAUUUGUCUUUAUAUGAAAUUUUUAAGCACUUAGACAAUGAUAAAGACAGUUAUAUAACAAAAGAAGACUUACAUAAAAGUAUUAAUAAUUUAAAAAUAAAAAAUAUAACCAAUGAAGAUGUAAAUCUUCUUCUAAAAUAUAUUGAUACACAAAAAAAGGGAUAUAUAGAUGUUAAUGAUUUUUUAACAAAUUAUAAACUGGAAGAUAACUCGAUGAUUUCAUGGAUUAAAAAUACUAAUAAACCGUAUUUUGAAUUUGUUAAAAAUUUAAAAAGAGAGGACUUUGAAAAUUCUAAUACUGGAUCUCGAAGACGAUCAAUUAGCGAAAAUAUACCAAAUAAUGAAAAUGCAUUUAUUGCUAAAAAAUAUGACGAUGCAAUAUAUAAUUAUAAUUUAGAAUUAGAUCAAUUUUGCCCUUCUUAUGUUAUUAGAGAAAGGAUACGAAAUAAAUUUAUAGCGAAGCCAGAAGAUUUUUUAAAUAAACAUAUAAAUGCUACAAAAUUUCAUUUAACCCCUUAUAAAAAUACAAAUAAUAUAAUUCAACCAGUAGAGAGUUCUGAUCUGUAUAUGAAUGAUAACUCACGAUUUAAAACAACCUACAAUUUGAAUUACAACUAG